This is a messenger RNA of Centropristis striata (black sea bass), 2185 nucleotides long. RefSeq names its product actin-like 6A (gene actl6a). The coding region runs from base 193 to 1482 and encodes 429 amino acids. Gene Ontology annotation, cellular component: SWI/SNF complex; NuA4 histone acetyltransferase complex. NCBI's taxonomy places the organism in Eukaryota, Metazoa, Chordata, Actinopteri, Perciformes, Serranidae. Gene Ontology annotation, biological process: nervous system development; regulation of transcription by RNA polymerase II. The record is from RefSeq and is a predicted model, not a curated record. The transcript has 14 exons. Gene Ontology annotation, molecular function: chromatin binding.
CACAGCUGAAACGGAAGUUCAGGACGCUGUGCUGCAUUCUGAUUGGACGGCCGCCUCGACGCAGUGUGGCGCCCGCUCGGUUAGAUUGAUCCAUGCUAACAGAUUUCCUUUGUUGUGAUUAACCGUUACGCGGUUGUGAUUCCGCUGUAAUAACUUAUAUUAAGUAAAGUCGCCGUUGAGAUAAUCUAAACGAUGAGUGGCGGAGUGUACGGAGGCGAUGAGGUGGGAGCUUUGGUGUUCGACAUUGGCUCAUACACUGUAAGAGCUGGCUACGCAGGAGAAGACUGUCCCAAGGCGGACUUCCCCACGGUGAUAGGCGUGACUCUUGACCGAGAGGAUGGCAGCACGCCCAUGGAGACGGAUGGAGAAAAGAGCAAGCAGAGUGGCACCACCUACUAUAUUGAUACAAACCAGCUGAGGGUACCCAGGGAGAGCAUGGAGGUCAUGUCUCCGCUCAAGAAUGGCAUGAUUGAGGACUGGGACAGUUUCCAGGCCAUUUUGGAUCACACCUACAAGAUGCACUUCAAGUCUGAACCCAGUCUGCAUCCGGUGCUCAUGUCAGAAGCCUCAUGGAACACACGAGCGAAACGAGAGAAGCUAACAGAGCUGAUGUUUGAACAUUACAACAUUCCUGCCUUCUUCCUCUGCAAAUCUGCUGUGCUGUCUGCCUUUGCCAAUGGGCGGUCUACAGGCUUGGUCCUAGACAGCGGAGCCACACACACCACAGCUAUUCCAGUGCAUGAUGGCUACGUCCUGCAGCAAGGCAUCGUCAAAUCACCCCUGGCUGGAGACUUCAUGAGCAUGCAGUGUCGGGAGCUAUUUCAAGAGUUAAAUGUUGAAAUAAUCCCCCCUUACAUGAUUGCAUCUAAGGAUGGCGUGCGAGAGGGAUCACCAGCCAGCUGGAAGAAAAAAGAGAAACUACCUCAAGUUACCCGAUCAUGGCACAACUACAUGUGUAACUGUGUGAUCCAGGACUUCCAGGCAUCUGUGCUGCAGGUGUCAGACUCGCCAUAUGAUGAACAGGUUGCUGCCCAGAUGCCCACAGUGCACUAUGAGCUCCCCAACGGCUACAACUGUGACUUUGGAGCUGAGAGGCUCAAGAUACCAGAGGGGCUGUUCGACCCGUCUAAUGCCAAGGGCCUGUCUGGAAACACCAUGCUGGGAGUCGGCCACGUGGUGACGACCAGCGUGGGAAUGUGUGACAUCGACAUCCGGCCGGGUCUAUACGGCAGUGUGGUGGUGACCGGAGGAAACACGCUCAUUCAGGGCUUCACAGAUCGACUGAACAGAGAACUGUCUCAGAAAACCCCCCCGAGUAUGAGACUGAAGCUGAUCGCCAACAACACUACAGUGGAGCGCCGGUUCAGUGCCUGGAUAGGAGGCUCCAUCCUGGCAUCACUCGGAACCUUCCAGCAGAUGUGGAUCUCCAAACAGGAGUACGAAGAGGGAGGAAAGCAGUGUGUAGACAGGAAGUGCCCUUGAUUUGAUGCCCACCCUCUCAUUACUUUUUUGCCACAAGCUGAACAUCAUGAGUCGUUCACCUCUGACCCUGGACUCAGGAACACCCACGGAUGAUUGCUAAUGUUUUGUAUGACUUGUUUUAAAAAAAGAGAAUUGAGUUUGUCCACACACCGCCUGUCUCGGAUUUUAUUGUGAAAAUCAGGCAAACAUCUACAAAGCAAAUUGUCACCAGGAUGAAAUGGGGUUUAAGUUCCUUUGUGUAUGUCAUUGCAGUCAGUCUGUUGCCUUAUUUUUUAGAUUGUUGGGAGUUUUGUGGAAACCUUGCAUCUUUAAAAAGUUUCUGGAACUGAAAAUGUUGGAUCUUGAACCUACUGUCUCAAUUUAGACAGUGGGAUGAUGAAAAGUGUGUAGGACCUAAAUCAAGUUUUUUUUUAUCAAUAUGGAUAAACAUGAGAAACAUUUUCCGUGCAAGGUUUCUGCAGAAUAUUGACAAGGUAAAUUUGGGUGAUGUGUAUUUGGAGGAACAACCCCACGGUUUGAGGUGCAAAAUAUCUUCUGUUCAUGAGCCUUUUAUUUUUUGUGUAGUAAGUUAACUCAUCAGAAGCAAAGGCCAGUCAGCUCCUGCCUCUGCUUAUUGUCAACUCAAAUAAAUCUGUAUUUAAUUUUCACUUUGCUUGUCAUUGGCUACAUAUGGUCUUGGUUAAUAAAAUCUGUUUUUGUUAAA